This is a messenger RNA of Cheilinus undulatus (humphead wrasse), 6429 nucleotides long. RefSeq names its product multiple C2 and transmembrane domain-containing protein 1-like. Lineage: Eukaryota; Metazoa; Chordata; Actinopteri; Labriformes; Labridae. Gene Ontology annotation, biological process: regulation of neurotransmitter secretion. Gene Ontology annotation, molecular function: calcium ion binding. The coding region runs from base 1 to 2631 and encodes 876 amino acids. The transcript has 21 exons. The record is from RefSeq and is a predicted model, not a curated record. Gene Ontology annotation, cellular component: synaptic vesicle membrane.
AUGGAGCGGAGCGAGGAGGAGCAGAAUGAGAGCGGCUCGUCCCAACAACACAACACGAUGUGGAAACAGUUUCAAGCCAAAGCCAAGCCGCUGCUCAGCCCCAAGCUGGGCUCCAGAGACUCCGAGGACAAGAAGGAGAAGUCCGGCUGGAUGUUUAAGAAGAUGAAGCGGAAGGAAAACGUCGCCCUGGACAGAGUGAUCUCCUCCUCACAGCCGGACCUGCUCUUCUCCUCCUCCAAGGUGGAGGAGGCUCAGCUCUGCGGCAAAGCGGCGGCACACAAGGAGAAGCUGCACAAGUCCAGCAGCCCCCACAAGCCCACGGUGGCUCAGCUAGUCCAGUCCCACCACAAGAGCUCCUCUCUGGGGUCUGCGUGUUUGGAGAGGCUGGCAGAGCCUCCGAGCGGCAGCGGCGGAAGCGGCGACGGAGGCGACGCGGCAACAUCUGCAGCAGCGGCAGAAGCACCGCUGGAGAGCAAAGAUGAGCAAUCGGGUAUGGGUGCUCCGUGCUCCUCAGGGGGCUCGGCUGAGAGAGCGGCCCCGAGUUCAGGGAUGUACAAACUGGAGAUCGAGCUGAAGAGAGGAAACAACCUGGCCGUCAGGGACAGAGGAGGCACCAGUGACCCAUAUGUGAAGUUCAAGCUUUCAGGUAAAGAAGUGUUCAGGAGCAAAACCAUCCAUAAAAACCUGAACCCGGUGUGGGAGGAGAAGACGACGUUGAUCCUGGACUGUCUGAGUGAACCUCUGUAUGUGAAGGUGUUUGACUAUGACUUCGGCCUUCAGGACGACUUCAUGGGCUCAGCUCACCUUUACCUGGAGUCUCUGGAGCAGCAGAGGAUGAUCCCGGUAACUCUGGUCCUGAAGGAUCCUCAACACCCUGAUCAGGAUCUGGGCUCCCUGGAGCUCGCUGUGACUCUGACUCCUAAAGACAGUCCUCUGGAGGAACGACGGGACUCCACGACCAUGCUGCUCAGGAGGUCCUGGAAACGAUCCACGAAGCAGCAGUCCCAGCGUCUCUCUGAGCUUCACCGUAAAUCUCAGCUGUGGAGAGGAAUCGUCAGCAUCGCUCUGAUCGAAGGACGAAACCUGAUCCCCAUGGACCCCAACGGACUAAGUGACCCCUACGUCAAGUUCAGACUGGGACCCCAGAAGUACAGGAGCAAGACGGUGCCAAAGACGCUGAGUCCUCAGUGGAGGGAGCAGUUUGACCUCCACCUUUAUGAGGAGACGGGAGGAGUGUUGGAGAUCACUGUGUGGGACAGAGACACUGGGAGGAGAGACGACUUCAUUGGACGCUGUCAGUUGGACCUCUCCACGCUGACAAAGGAGCAGACUCAUCAUCUGGAGCUGCAGCUGGAGGAGUCCCGGGGCAUCGUGGUGCUUCUGGUCACUCUCACUGCCUCGGCUCACGUCUCCAUCGCCGACCUGUCCGUGACGCCGCUGGACGACCCGCAGGAGCGCCGAGAGAUCCUCAAACGAUAUGGCGUGCUGAAGUCGCUGUCAAACAUGAAGGAUGUCGGCAUUGUGCAGGUGAAGGUGUUGCGGGCUGAAGGGCUCAUGGCUGCAGAUGUGACGGGUAAGAGCGAUCCAUUCUGUGUGCUGGAGCUGAAUAACGACAGACUACAGACGCACACUGUUUACAAGAACCUCAAUCCAGAGUGGAACAAAGCCUUUACUUUUAAUGUGAAGGACAUCCACUCAGUGCUGGAGGUGACGGUGUUCGAUGAAGACAGGGACAGAAGUGCCGACUUUCUUGGGAAAGUGGUCAUCCCUUUAUUACAUGUCCGUAACGGUGAGCAGAAGAGCUACAUGCUGAAGAAUAAAGAGUUAACCGGCCCGACUAAAGGAAAUAUCUACCUUGAGAUCGAUGUCAUCUACAACACUGUCAAAGCAGCACUGAGGACGGUGACGCCUGCAGAGCAGAAAUACAUCGAGGAGGAACCAAAAGUCUCCAAACAGCUACUCCAGCAGAACUUUAACCGUGUGAAGAGGUGCAUCAUGGUCCUGAUCAGCUAUGGGACGUAUAUCAACAGCUGCUUCGAGUGGGAGUCUGCUCAGAGGAGCAUCGUCUCCUUUGUGCUCUUUGUGGUGGUUGUGUGGAACUUCGAGCUCUACAUGCUGCCUCUGGGUCUGCUGCUGCUGCUCGUCUGGAACUAUUUCUUCUCCUCCAGCAGAGAAACAGCUGACAUGUCCAUGGAGGCCAUGUUUGAAUGGGAAGAAGAUGAGGAGGAUAAAGAGGACAAGGAGUCAGAGCACAAGGGCUUCAUGAAUAAACUGUACGCCAUCCAGGACGUGUUCAUCAGCGUGCAGAGCGCUCUUGAUGAAGUGGCCUCGUAUGGAGAGAGGAUAAAGAACACGGUGAACUGGACAGUGCCUUUUCUCAGCUGCUUGGCGAUCACUGCCUUAUUUUUGGCCACCGUUCUGCUCUACCUCAUACCUCUGCGCUACCUCGUGCUGGCCUGGGGUGUGAAUAAAUUCACGAAGAAGCUUCGUGAUCCGUACAUGAUUGACAACAACGAGCUUCUCGACUUUCUCUCCAGAGUGCCGUCAGAUGUGCAAGUGAUGCAGUAUCGCGAGCUGAAACUGGACCCCGGUCAAAGUCCAAACAAGCGCAGGAGGACGAACCCGAGCUAGCGUCCGCUUCCUCUCUGAGCUCUCCGUCGUCAUUCCUCUCUACCUGUAAACACUGUAAACUACGUUAUUUAUAUAUUUCUGCUAUAUUUGACAUUAUUACCAGAAGUUCUGUUUGUCUUUUGUUUUGUUACUGUGGAAAGAUUUAUUUUCUAAAGCUUGUAAAGAAAGUUUUUUAAUCCCUUUUAUUUCCUGUAAGAACACUCCACACAUACAGGAUGUAUACAUGUUAAUAACGUAUGUUAUGAAUGUACACGUGUGUUGCAGUAUGCAUGUAUGACAGUGUGCUACUGUUGCAUGGAUCGUUAUGUUUUAUAUUUCUUUGGGAUAUUUUUAACUCGGCUGUGUCGUCAGUGUCCGAUGUAACUUUUAUAUAGGAUUGCAUGAUUUUACUGCCAUCGUUACUACAUGUAAGACGAUAUUUACACGCUCAGUAAUAAGACUUCAUAUGCAAAAACAUGUCAGAUAUGGUCAAAGCUACCCCACACUGACAGUAGCAUGUUAAACUCAUUGAGUAUUCCUUUAUGUACGUAGUGAAAAACAGCUUUUAAGGCACUUAAUUUGUGAGCACUGCAAUGCAAAAACAGUUAUACAUUUUAACCUUCUUUAAAAAAGGGCAUUACACCAUUUUUCUUUAAAAUUAUGGUCAGUUUAAUCCUGUUACUCAGCCUGUAAAAACUGUAAAACGUCUUCACUUGGCCUUGACAAAAACAUCACUUAUUUUUCUUGAAAUCUGGCUUCAUAAAUGUGUUUUUUAUAGCCUAAAAGUGACCAGUAAUGGACGAAAAGGGCAGAUCAGUAGAGAAAUAUGGACUUAAAUAAUGCUAAAUUAGUAGCUAGCACUAGCUAGAUUAUUUUGCAAAGUUUGCUGGUCACAAGGAUGCAAAUUCAAUUCCUAGAAAGUCUUCCUGACAACUAUAUGCAAAACAAAACACUUAAAAUGUAACGUGGUAGCAAUUUAGCAGUCCCAGGUAGCACUGCAAAAAACCCUCCUCUUCAUUCUGGUCUCUUUGACCCAAAUGGAAGCAUAUUUAUUAAAUAAAUACCAUACUUUAAUAGAGAUGAUGUUCAACUAGUUAUUAAGACCAUAAAAUUGUUUGGAAAAUGUUUACAAAGGGAAUAAAUCAGCCGAAUUGUAGUUUUUUCUUACAGACUUACAUCUAACCGGGGCCUAGUUCAUGUAGAAUGUAGAGCAAACGCUAACAGCUCAGAAACAGAGCAUUAUUUGCUCACAGCUCUGAUGAUGCUCGGACAAAAACAGACCCAUAAAGCUGUGGUUCAGCAUGCACUUUGCUCUUGUUUUGUGUCUGAAUGUGGGGAGAAGCUCUCUGCAGCAUUACCCUGCACAGAGUGCCGCUCUCACGCUGACGGAGCUCAGUUCUGUCCACCCAAAGAGGAUGAGGGGUGGACUCCUCUGAAAACAUGGGAUGCUUCACUGUUUUAAACCAAGAUUCCUCUCUGAAUAGAGAAUGACAGGACAACUCAUAGGAAAAUAACAGCACAAAAGCUCUUAAAGUACACAAACAGCCCUGCAGGGAUGUCGUUUGCUGUGCAACUCAGAAAAACAUUCAACCCUUUUAGGAUUUUUUGUGCAUAAGAUUGUGUCUUUAAGACUCAUUUUUUGCACAGGCCAUGAACUGCUGGAUGUGAAGAUUAUAAAAACUUUUAAAGUCACAAGGCUACAGUAUGUCAGUUCCUUAUAAGAAGUCUAUGGAUGAAAGGAUUUCCACCUUUUAAUGAAUUAAGAUUUCUAAAUAAUUAUGUUUUUACCUCACUGAAUCACUCUGAGACAAUUCAAUCAGAAAACAGUGAUUUGCAAAUCAUUUCCUCCUUUAUUUAACUGAAUACAGCACAAAUAUAAGAUAUUUAAUGUUCUUUUUGUUUUAAUUGGAAUGUACACACAUUUUAAAUUGCAUGCAUGCAAGAUGUUCCAAAAAAGUUGGGACAGCAGCAUGUUAACACUGUGUUCCAUCACCUAUCGCUCAAUUUUUAAGCAUCUGGGGAAUGAAGACAGUUAUCGUUGAAGUUUUGAAAGUGGAAUUUUUUCUCAUUCUUGCUGAUGUUCACAUUCAGUUGCUCAACGGAGUGCUAAGGCCCCUCUUUCACUGUGAAGCCAUGGUGUUGUAACUCGUGCAGCAUGUGUCUAGGGUUUUUCUCGCUAAAAUAAGCUGGAAAAGACGUCUGAAUGGAAGCAUAUCUUGCUCCAAAACCAGAAUGUACCUCUCAGUAUUAAUGUUGCCUUCACAGAUGUGUAAGUGCCCUGGGCACUAAAACACCCCCACACCAUCACAGAUGCUGGCUUUUGAACUUUGAUAACAAUCUGGAUGGUCCUUUUCCUCCACAGCCAGUAUCAGACAUCAGCACACUUUUCCACUUUAGGUCAGUCCAUCUCAGAUGUGCUCAGGCUCAGAGAAGUGGGCGGGGCUUCUGGAUGUUGUUUGUAUAUGGCAUGUUCGAGUCUUCGAUGAAGUGAUGUACUGUGUUAACAGUGGUUUUUCUGUAGUGUUCCUGAGCCCUCGUUGUCAUAUCCAUUACAGAGUGAUGACAGUUUUUUAUGCAGCAUGCUGGAGUUUUCAGCCUUGCCUCUUACGUGCAGAGAUUUCUCCAGAUUCUCUGAAUCUUUUGAUGAUAUUAUGAACUGUAGAUGGUCAGAUCUCUCAAAUCUUUUCAGUUGCACAUUGAGCAAUGUUGCUCAUAAACUGUUAGACUUUUUGCACAUGCAGUCUUUCACAAAGUGGAGAACCUCACGCUGAGAGGAGUGCUCCUUUUAUUCCCAAUCAUGCAACACAGUGAGAAAAGUAUUCAGCCCUCUGAGGAUCUUUUGUUCACACGAUUGGGUCUUUAAGACUAAUUUUUGCUCAAAUUUAGCAUGCAUAAAAGCAGAGCAAACCUUUUGUGAAUCAGUCCAUCGACUGCUGGAUCUAAAGGUUUUAAAUACUUUUCAGAGUACAAGGCUACAGGCUACUUUUAUACCCAUUCAUGGUAACCAAUUAACCUGCUUACCUGUGGAACGUUCCACGUCUUUCUGAGCAUUUCACAAAUUUCCCAGUCUUUUCCCGCUCCUGUCCCAACUUUUUUUGGAACAUGCUGCAGGCAUCAAAUUCAGAAUGUGUGUAUAUUUCCAUAAAACAACAAAGACUUUUAAUUUGAGCAUGUUUUUGUGCUGUAUUCAGCUGGAUGUAGGUUGGAAGGAUUUAAAACCACUCUUCUGUUUUCACUCACACAUUAAGGUCUGGACUCCUUUAUUUAAAUUGUCAGCAACAUUUAGUUAGGUUUGUUUACAUUUUUAGAUGUUUGUUUUUUUGCAACUUUGGCAGCUUUAGUUAGUUUACAGAUGAAGAUAUUUGCACAAAAACCCAUAAAACAUUUUAAAUAAGAGUAAAGCUUAUAAAGUCAACAGUAUGAAAUGUUUUACAAGAAAAUGAACUUUUAAUGCAAUAUUAUGUAAAACGUCUCAGCCUCACCUUUUGCUGAUUUGUGUUUUUAUUUAACAGUAAGCUCAAACAUUGCAGCUUGAUUUCAGAUUUAUGUGAUUUAUGGUGAGAUGUUUUCCUGCAUGUCUGUGGUCUGUCAUCCGUCCGUGUCUCAGUGUUUCUUUGCAUGACUGAACUAAACUUAUAUGCAAGAGCAUUUACAGAAACUGAAUGUCAAGUAUAAUGUUUACUCUCUCUUUACCACCCGAUCUCCGUCACUUCUGUCAGUUUCUGUUUCCUGAUGCACUUCCUGCUGCUGGUGAGCGUUUACUGCCAUAAAGUCUGGACCGACUUUAACGACUGUGUAGCAUUUGUCUGAUAAAAUAUA